AUGAAACGUAUAAUGGCAAUUACAAAAUGUUCACUUAUUAGCAUUUUGUUCUUGUUACUUUUAUUUUACCAAGAAAGUUCAUGCAGUAAAAAAGCGUUAAAUAAUGGCAAGAACAAUUAUGGAUUAAACGAUGAUGAAUUAGGGGCAAUACUAUUCGGGCUUAAUUAUGACUCAAUAGCCAAAAAUAAAGACAAUUUGGAAAAAAGGAAAAAUGUAGAAAAUGAAUCCAUAUUCCUUCGCAAUUUUGCCAAUGAAGACACAUCGAACAACACGCAGAGUGAAAAAACACAAAAAGAAAUUGAAACUGAAAGUGUGAAUAGCAACAAAAAAGAGGUUGCUACUUCAGAGAAGAAUCACAUAAGCAACGAAAACUUGUCCGUUAAAAAUGAAAAGGUUGAACUAAAGAAUGAUGAACUGUUAGGGGGAAAUUUUGACAAGGAUAAAGUAAACAAAAAGGGAGAUAACACAAGCACUACUAAUAAUGAUGAUUUAACAAAUAGCAGUGGAAAACAAAGUGUAGACAUUAGGGAAUCCCAAAAUAUAAAUAACUACAUACAGAAGACAGGUGACACGAAUAUAGAAAAAUCGGAGUCCCUGCAAAAAGAUGUGAACAUUAAAAAUCAUAAUGAAGAAACUAAUGACGCGAAAAGGUUAGAUAGCAGACAAACAAACAGUGAAAAAAGUAAAAUAUCGAAAGACACAAUUGAUAAAAGUGUUCAAUCGAAUGAGUUCACAAAAUUGGCCAUUAACAGGUUAGAUAAAAAAGAAAAUGAACUAAAAAGUGCCAAUCUGGAAAAAAAUCAAAAUGCAAAAAAAGACUUAUUAGAAAAUGCCCCCCAAAGAGAAGAUGGCAAAAAAAUAACUCAUCCUGAAAAUUCCAAGAGUGAUGAGUAUGGUGUGAACGUUUCACUAAAUAAUGAAGAGGUAAAAAAUACAAACACUAAAAGUGUAUCCAAUUCUGAAGAUCAUACCGUUAGCUAUUCAGAAGAAAAGUUCGGUACGCACGUUGCGAAUUCCCCAAAAGGCAUGCUGAAAAUUAUAAAACCAGUGCAAUUCCAUGAAAGCGUAUACAGUAAAUUAAAUGAUGGCUCUCCUGAAUAUGACGAAAAUUCAAUUUUAAACGGAAUAAACGAAAACAAUGAAAAUAUCUUUUCCGAAAAGAUAACUUUAAGAAAAGGUGCUAAAGACAGAAACGAAUAUGAAUACUUCAAGCUGAAAAGUAAUGACUUUAAAGUAUUAGGAAUAAUAAAUAAAUAUUCCUCAAGAGGGGGAUUCUCCAUAUCGGUUGACUGCGGAGGGUAUGACGAUUUCGAUGAAGUCCCAGGAAUUUCUAACUUAUUGAAGCAUGCUAUUUUUUAUAAAUCUGAAAAAAGAAACACAACGCUAUUAAGCGAAUUGGGAAAAUAUUCAUCAAAAUAUAACAGCUAUAUUAGUGAAUCCUUUACUAGUUACUAUGCAACUGCCCAUUCUGAAGACAUUUACCAUUUGCUUAAUUUAUUUGCAGAAAAUUUGUUUUAUCCUGUAUUUAGUGAAGAACAUAUACAAAAUGAAGUUAAAGAAAUUAAUAAUAAAUACAUUUCUAUGGAAAAUAGUCCUGAAUAUUGCCUGAAAAUUGCUAGUCAGUACAUCACAGAUUUUAAAUAUUCGAAAUUUUUCGUCAAUGGAAAUUACACCACUUUGUGCGAAAACGUUUUAAAGAAUAGGUUAAGCAUAAAAAAUAUUUUGGCUGAAUUUCAUAAAAAAUGUUAUCAGCCAAGAAAUAUGUCCUUGACAAUACUGUUAGGAAACAAGGUAAAUACUGCCGAUCACUACAACAUGAAGGAUGUUGAAAAUAUGGUUGUCCACAUAUUUGGAAAGAUAAAAAAUGAGAGCUACCCCAUUGGUGGGGAGGGUAUAGAGAAACAAAUUAAUCGUAUGGAAUCAGAAAGGGUAAAUUCUAAUGGGAAAAAAGACAGUUAUAAUGAUGCAAAUUUCAUCUACAUGGAAGGGCGAAAUGAAAAGGAAGCUGUGUUUCUCCAAUAUAUGAAUGAGCUUCAUUACUCGCUUGAUUUAAACCAGAAGACCAGGUAUGUUGAAAUAUUAAAAAAGGAAAAAUGGGGGGAUCAACUUUACCUGUACUGGAGUUCCAGAACUAAUGCUGAGUUGUGUAAAAAAAUUGAAGAGUUUGGAUCAAUGUCAUUUUUACGUGAAAUAUUUUCUGACUUCAGAAGGAAAGGAUUUUAUUAUAAGAUAUCUGUGGAAAAUAAAUAUGUGUAUGAUUUGGAGGUUACCAGCAUAUGUAAUAAGUACUACUUGAAUUUCGGAAUAUUGGUAAAAUUAACACAAAGCGGGAAAAGUAACCUCGCUCAUCUUAUACACAUAUGCAACGUGUUCGUUAACGAAAUAAGCAAGUUAUUUGAUCGUGACAGUUUAGAUAAAGGUAUAAGUAAAUACAUCCUUGACUAUUACAGGGAGAAAGCAUUGGUCACCGAUUUGAAUUUUAACAGUGAUAAUGUUAAUGUAAGCCUUAAUGAUUUAGUAAUUUAUUCGAACAGAUUACUGCUUCACGCUGAUGACCCAUCUUCCCUUUUAACCAUUAAUAGUUUAAUUGAAGACAAGUAUAAAAAUGACUUUCGCAAUCACAUUAAAAUAACAAGUUUGUUGGGAUCUCUAAUUAGAAAUGAUAAUUUAAAUAUUAUAAACGUUGUAGAUGUAUUCAGCUUAACAGACCAGAGUGAAAUUCCGAAUACUACCAUAACGUAUGCUUUAGGGGAAAAUCCAUAUUUGGUUGGUGAAGGAAGAGUUACAAACGAUGUAAAUAUUGCACUUCCAGAAAUAAAAGUUUGCCCUUUCAACAACUUUGACCAUAACAACGUUUUACAUGAAGAAUCAUUUUUCUGUGUCCCAUACAGCAAUAGAGAAAACUUUGAAUUUUCAGACACGAAACCAAUGUUUGUGUCUGAGGAAAAUAAGAAUAAGUUCAGAGAUAACGUUUUAUAUAGCAUGCCUUGUUUGAUUAAAUCAUCCUAUGGGUACAAUGUUUAUUUUAAAAAAGGUCUAACAGAUGCUUCAAAAGUGAAAGCUGAUUUCGUUUUUUAUUUCCCUUCUGAAAAGUUCACUUUUUAUGAAGCUAUUUUUUCCCGUAUACACAUUAUAAUUUUGAGGAAAAAAAUAAAACUCUUCCUCACUGAUUAUGCUAGCUGUUCGAUAAAUGUGCAUAUCAAGCACAACGCAGAAUCGUACACUGUACAUGUGGACAGUAACAGCUAUUAUUUCGCAGAAUUGAUUAGCAAACUAGGGGACCUCUUAUCAGUGAAAGAAACCCCCUCCAAAGAAGAAUUUGCCGAUGCUUAUGAUGAAUUAAGUAUGUACGUGAGAAGUAGCAGAGAAUUGGGAGCGGCAAAUUCGUUAAAAAUUAUGAAUUCCUUAUUUAACCAAUAUGACCCAACGGACAAAGAGAUGGAUGACCUUUUAAGCGCAUACUUCUUUUAUCCUUCAUAUAAGGAUUACACCAAAUAUGUAGUUGAUUUUUUUCAUAGAAAUUAUGUUAGCAUAUUUAUAUAUGGAAAUAUUGCAAUGACGACGGAAAAGGAAAACGAAAACGCAACUAGCUACACUGACCAAAAUGCUGACAAUGGGGGCAGGGGCGUUCCGAAUAGUAGCAGUCAUGUUAAUGUUAAGGAUAAUACUAAUGCUAGUGUUAAUGGCAAUGCGGAUCAGCACAGAUCGAGUCUGAUGCUUUACACCGAGGCGAAUAAUAAAGGCAGUGUUUCACAGUGGGAGGAGCGAGAUAACAGGCUGCAGGCGCAUGAAAAGCUCGGAGAACAGGCGUUUGCAGCAGCUUCCGUUCAAAUAUCUCACAACGGGGUAGGGAUAGAAUACUUAGUUAACUUGUCGGAGUCAUUCAUAAAGAAAGUAACCAAUGGUGCUGUAAGACGAAGUGAGUCCACGUACUACACGAGUAAAUUAGUUCAUAAUGAAGAUGUCGAAAUAAAUAUUCCCAAUAUGUCUCAAAAUAGGAGCAGCUCAAUAAUAGUGUCCUACACAAUCGAAUCAGAAAGUUUGUUAAGCGAUGUUUUAAUUAACAUUAUCGUUGAUUUAAUAUCAUCCGACUUUGUUAAAGUUUCUAAACUAAGAUAUAAUGAUGGUUACAUGGUUGAAGUAAAACCAUUUUUCACGCGCUAUGGAUUAAGUGGAUUGCUUUUUGUUAUUCAGAGUUUUGACAAGGAUGUUGAAAAACUGGAGGCACAUAUAUGCACCUUUGUAAAAUAUGUGAUAUUUCAACUUAUGAACAUUGGAAUGUCUGAUAUGGUGAAAAAGCUAGAAUCCAUGAAGGAGUAUUAUAUCAUAAAUAACACCAUAUUUACGUUCGACCAAGAGUAUGCAUCCAUAACGGAUCAGCUAGCCUCUGGAAUGGAGUGCUUUGACAAAAAAUACAAAAUAAUAAAAAUAUUCGAUGAAUUAAUUAAUUGCCCUAAAAUAAUUUUGAAUAAAAUGAAUGAUAUUUUAAAAAAUUCCAAGAAGGCAAUUUUUAAGGAAUAUAAAGAAGUUCACGAGUCUUCUGGAAAAAGCGACCAAGUUGAGAAUACGAACUCAUACAUGUGCAAUUAUUCUCGCAAGGCGCCUCCGAAAUUGUCUAGUGUGCAACUGGCAGCGAAUUCUCGGUUGGCUAAGAAAAACAAACCAAAAGAGAGAACUUUGCGAAAUGACACAUUUAGGAUGAACAAAUUACACAAAAAGGAGAAUUUCAUUAAUGUGUCAAAUUUCGUUGAGAUAAAAAGGGAAGGUUUUUUUCAGUAUGUUAUGGAUUAUUUUAGCAGUAACGUGAACUCGCCCUUGAAUGACAGCAAUUAUCUCGACUUUAAAAGCUGCGACGAAGAAAUGUCCAAAAGAAACUUCCACGUAUUUUACAAUUUUGCCAAUGAUAUAAAUAAAAUAAGGGAAUACUUUCUCCUUAUGUUUUCCAGUGAUAAAAAAAUUAGGGAGAAGUGCUCCGUAGAUUAUGAAGAAAUUAGACAGUAUUGCAGUGAAUACUAA
Molecule: messenger RNA, 5016 nt
Organism: Plasmodium knowlesi strain H
Lineage: Eukaryota; Apicomplexa; Aconoidasida; Haemosporida; Plasmodiidae
Product: peptidase M16, putative
Exons: 1
Coding region: 1-5016 (1671 amino acids)
Molecular function (GO): metal ion binding
Source: RefSeq, a predicted model, not a curated record